Molecule: messenger RNA, 2190 nt
Organism: Macroventuria anomochaeta
Lineage: Eukaryota; Fungi; Ascomycota; Dothideomycetes; Pleosporales; Didymellaceae
Product: MFS general substrate transporter
Exons: 3
Coding region: 244-1728 (494 amino acids)
Biological process (GO): transmembrane transport
Cellular component (GO): membrane
Molecular function (GO): transmembrane transporter activity
Source: RefSeq, a predicted model, not a curated record
UCUAAGUCCGAAGAUUUAAGAGGAAGACAUCUGCUCGUGGCGAGAGAGGGUACGUGACCAUGACGGCUCCUACGUUCGGUUUCAAGAUGCGCUUCUGAGACAAAAGAACUGCCAUCUACAACUACCAAGUUUGUGUCCUUUCGCACUCCAGCGCAGCGGGCACAAGACCCCACCAACAAUUUGACGUAACGCCGACUCAUCUGUCAACCAAAUUUCUCGACUCUUGAAAAAAUCAACGCCACGAUGAGCGACAUCGAGAAGCAGUACGACGGAGCGGACCCUCAUGCUCCUCAUUCGACGAAGAGCGAUGAAAUUGAAAGACAGCUGGGAGAAGUUGAUCCCGCGUUUGAGGCGAAACUCGUUCGAAAGCUCGAUGCCUUCAUCAUCCCUGUUGUGAUGUUGCUGUACCUGCUCAGCUUCCUUGACAGAGUAAAUAUUGGCAACGCCCGCCUGUAUGGACUCGAAGAAGACCUAGGCAUGGACUCAACUCAAUUCCAGACCGCUGUAUCGAUUCUAUUCGUCACCUACAUUCUCUCUGAGGUCCCUUCCAACCUGGUACUGAAGAAACUCCGACCAUCGCGUUGGAUCGCAUUCAUUACCGUUUCAUGGGGCAUCAUCGCAACACUGACAGGCAUUGUGCAAAGCUACGGGGGACUGAUCGCAUGCCGCUUGUUCCUCGGUGCCGUGGAAGGCGGUCUCUUCCCGGGCAUGGCUGUCUAUCUGACAUUCUUCUACACCAAGCGCGAACUCGCCCUACGCAUUGGAUACUUAUUCGUCUCUGCUGCGCUCGCCGGUGCCUGUGGUGGUCUUUUGGCCUAUGCGAUCGGUCACAUGGACGGCAUCGCUGGGAAAAGCGGAUGGCGCUGGAUCAUGAUCCUCGAAGGUAUUCCUACUUUUGUCCUCGGCAUUGCGACGUGGUGGAUAUUGCCUGAUGAGCCGGAAACGGCGUACUUCCUUAAUGAUCAGGAGAAGGCGUUUGCGGCUGCUCGUCUCAAACGCCAGACUGGCUACACAAAGAAGGCGGCUGAGUUCCACUGGGAAGAUGUUAGGAAGUGCUUUAAGGAUUGGAAGGUCUGGCUUUUCUGCUUUGCGCAAUUCGGAUCUGACACCAUGCUUUAUGGGUUCUCGACCUUCUUACCUACUAUCAUCCGUGCUAUCAUGCCGAAGGCAUCGAGUGCGAUGGUGCAGGUCCUUACGAUUCCCUGUUACGCUCUGGGUGCUAUCACCUACCUCAUUGUUGCGCAUUUCUCGGAUAAGCAGCAGAAACGCGCUUUCUACAGCAUCCUGCUGGGUGUUGUCAGUAUCAUUGGGUAUGCCAUGCUCAUCAGUCCGAGCAGCUCGGCGACGCACUACGCAGGGUGCUUUUUGGUCGCUAUGGGGUUGUACGUGUGCGUCGGUAUCCCGCUCGCUUGGUUGCCUACGAAUCUGCCGAGAUACGGGAAGCGUACGAGUGCGACCGGCUUGCAGCUUUCAAUCGGUAACUGUGCCGGUAUUAUGUCGUCGUUUUUGUAUCCUGCGAAAGAAGGCCCACGCUUUAUCAAAGGUCACGCCGUCACCAUGGCCAUGGUCGCUUUCUCCCUUGCCUGUUACGCUAUCUUGUGGGCAUAUCUCGGUAUGCUGAACUCACGACGUGAAAAGGGCGAAGAAGAUCAUCUGACGGAAGGCAAGAGCGAGGAAGAGACUGCAGAGAUGGGCGAUGACAGCCCAAGGUUCAGGUACACUAUUUGAACGCGACAGAUCGAGAUUGCAAGAACAUAAGAGACACCAUCCGCCAACGCUAUAUACGCGAACAUACAAACAAAGCGAUGUUCCUCCUAGUCUGCAUUGACGUCCAUUGUAACGUCUCGCUAAAACUCCGGAUUAGGCUUCGAAUACUUCGUCAACCAAUUCUGACCCGGCGCAAGGGAGAGAUUCGCAAUCAGCCUCAGAGCAAGAUCCUCCACAAACUUCACUCCGGUUACCUUUGCCGGGUUAUCAGGAAAGGUUCGUUCCUUUCGCGUAGAUGAACGCAAUGACUAUGGACUUUCGAAGCUGGCGUCCUUUCGAGGUUAUGCUGUAUAUGGUUCGGACACUCUCCAGAUUCGGAGGGUGUAAAGGGUUGGUUCUGCACAGAUCCCAGAAUGUACCAAUGCCAGACCAAUGAAUUGUUCAUCUUGAAGUCUGGUUCCAAAGAAAAAUCUGUCUUGUCAG